CUCUCACUCAAUUAACCUCCCACACACUCUGCAAUGCCGAUGGCUUCCACACAAAAAGGAUCCCGAAGGGGCGACUUCGGUAGAGGAAAUCCAUAUAAUUCUACUGAUUCUUGGACAUCCGAUGGUUACUCUGAAUUUUCUGGGCCAGUUCAAGUUUCCUACGAACAGCCACCGGAUAUCCGUCCUAAGAAAACUGAAUAUGUCAAACGGACCUCCUCCUUCCCGGACCGUUAUAUUCAAAACAUGAGGGGGAAAGAGUCUGUCGUUGACCUAACCGCUUCAUCUGAGGAGAUAGGUCCACCAGAACCUCGCCAUACCAGUAAAUCGCAGUCAAAUCUCCCAACUGGUUUUGGUUCAACCCAUAAUCAAGGAGUUCGUCGCCCUAAAGCAGACAAUCAGACGAAUUCUUUUAGGCCACGGAAAGGUGAUUGCACUGGAGAUGAUUGCCUUCAAGCUGCUAUGCACGACGAAGACCUGUUGCAGGAGCCGAUGCUCUACAUGAGCCCUGAUAUCUUCCAGGCAAUAACAAUGGCUAACAUGCGAACAAUCCAAGAGGAGCUGGCUAAGUGUAACCAGAAUCUGAGUGACAUAUCCGAGCGUCUCCCACCAGCGACAUAUGGGGCUGCAAUAGGUACUUCUAAGGAGAAGGGGGUGACCGCUAAACAAAUUACUAUGACACUCCGCCUUUCCCCAAGACUCCUAUUCCGUAAGUCAGGUUAGUGUUGCACUUGGAAGCAUGGAAAACCUACAAAAAUGGCUUUUGGUUGUUUUGUUUUAAUGCAUUCUGGGUAUCCAAAAACAUCAGA
Humulus lupulus (European hop) is the source of this 806-nucleotide messenger RNA. RefSeq lists its product as uncharacterized. NCBI's taxonomy places the organism in Eukaryota, Viridiplantae, Streptophyta, Magnoliopsida, Rosales, Cannabaceae. The coding region runs from base 34 to 720 and encodes 228 amino acids. The transcript has 2 exons. The record is from RefSeq and is a predicted model, not a curated record.